AUUCCCCCCCCAACUUGCAGUCUCCUGCGACCAUAGGGGUGAGAUCAUGUGUGGGAUCUUUUUCUCCUUGAGUCAAUCUGGAUCAGUAUCCCCCAAUGAGGAGACUUGCUGUUUAUUGCGCAACCGAGGUCCAGACAGCUUUCAAGCCCAUUCACUCCAGCAUGAUGCGCACGCCGAUCAGGCCGAUGCAAGGGGCUCCCUCUGCCUCACGUUUGUCUCCACCGUUCUUUCCAUGAGAGGCGACCAUCUCGUGUCCCAGCCUCUCGUCGACACCGCCACCCAGUCCGUGCUCUGCUGGAAUGGGGACGCCUGGAAGAUUGCAGGUGAACCAAUCCAGGGCAAUGACACGGAGGUAAUUUUCAACCUAUUACUGCAGGCUACAAAGCCUUCUUCUGAGUCUUCUCCGCCGAGUGACACCGUGCAAAGCGUUGCGGAUGUCAUCAGUAGUAUUUCGGGGCCUUUUGCCUUUGUGUUUUAUGAUGCAGUCAACUCUAGGCUGUUCUUCAGCAGAGACUGCCUAGGACGACGCUCACUACUUCAAGGCUGUGACAAAAGGGGGUCCCUGAAGAUAUGUAGUCUCUGCGAUGGGACCUCAACUACUCAUUUUGAGGAGGUUCUCACGGACGGAAUGCACAUGAUCGAUUUGACCCAGAGUGUUCUCCAGGAUACCCCUGAAGCUACCACUGGUGCUAAUGUUACUUUCAACCUCGAAACCAUUCAGACAAUACCCUGGAAUAAUAGCGACUCGCCUGCGGGGCACAAUCUGAGGAAUCCAAUUCCCCCCAUGAAUAUGUCGACCCCAGAUGGGGAACCCCCUCAGCUAAGUGUUGAGUCUCUUUCUGUCAGCAAUCUUGAGCAGAAGCUCCGUCAAUCCCUCGCUCUAAGGAUCCAGAAUGUCCGGGCGCCUCCUGGGGCUACGGCAGAAGGCGAUGUGAAAGUUGCCGUUCUGUUUUCCGGAGGUCUCGACUGCACCCUGCUUGCUAGAAUUUCCCACGAGCUCCUACCACAUGAUGAGACCAUCGAUUUACUGAACGUUGCAUUCGAGAAUCCCCGAGUCGCUGCCGCUGCCGGUAAAGAAGCAAAGGCCGUUUCGGUUUACGAAAACUGCCCUGACCGCAUUACUGGCCGAGCAGCGUUUGCAGAGCUACAAACGGUCUGCCCGGACCGCAACUGGCGGUUUGUAGCGAUUGACAUUCCCUACGUGGAGACGGUUGCCCACCGUGACACAGUGAAACGCCUGAUGAGGCCUCACAAUACAGAAAUGGAUUUGUCCAUUGCAUGCGCAUUGUAUUUCGCCUCGCGCGGACAAGGCGUGGCAUUUGACAGCCGACCAACCCACCCCGAACCCCUCGCAUAUACGACUCCCUCGCGGGUGCUCCUAUCCGGUCUGGGGGCCGACGAGCUUUUUGCGGGAUACGCCCGACACGGAAUGGCUUUUGCGCGCAGUGGAUUCGAGGGUCUCAUUGAGGAGAUUCACCUGGAUGUUAGGCGUCUGGGUAAGCGAAACCUCGGCCGCGACAAUCGCGUCAUUGCGCACUGGGGCCGUGAAGCACGGUUCCCAUUCUUGGACGAGGAAUUUGUGGCGUGGGUUUCGCAAAUGCCUGUCUGGGAGAAGUGCGGAUUUGGAGUUCCCGGCUCCGUGGAAGAGACAUCCCUAGAGUCCGGGCUUGACUCGGAAAAGAAGGCCCUUCGCCUGGUAGCGCUCAUGCUGGGAAUGAACCAAGUGGCUCGCGAAAAGAAACGAGCCAUUCAGUUUGGGUCCAGGACGGCUAAAAUGGAGAAGGGUAAAGUUAAAGGGACUGAUGCUCUCAGCUGAAAUUAAACUCUGCCUUAUGGGCUGUGACCUACAUCAACCCACCGGCUAUGAUGACAAACAUGGAAUCAGAUACUUCUGAGAUCCUUCCUCCCCUAUCGCAGGCUUUCUCUUCCCUAUUAUCCAGACCUUUGCAGUCAUUCCAAUCAACCCCAUAUGCGACUGCAAACCGCCCUCUAUUAUCUCCCCCUCUCUGCACCGAUUUAUUCGGAGCGGGAGGAACUGGCGAUGGUAGAAACGGGACCGGUUCUUCACAUACGGGGUCGGAGGCACGGGGACUAUUCUUUGCUCUGGAUGAUGGUGUUGGGGAUGUCACGGACAGGCGAGAGGCUGGGCGAUGAAGUGUGUAAAAAGGCAAGUCUGAGCUUGUGGUGUUGAUGUGAUUUUUGUAUAUACACUUACAUUUACACAUACACAUACCUUUACAAAGUUAUACAUAUAUGGACUUAUCGAAGACACUGAACG
Molecule: messenger RNA, 2278 nt
Organism: Aspergillus steynii IBT 23096
Lineage: Eukaryota; Fungi; Ascomycota; Eurotiomycetes; Eurotiales; Aspergillaceae
Product: asparagine synthetase domain-containing protein
Exons: 2
Coding region: 47-1816 (589 amino acids)
Molecular function (GO): asparagine synthase (glutamine-hydrolyzing) activity
Source: RefSeq, a predicted model, not a curated record